Prunus mume (Japanese apricot) is the source of this 1495-nucleotide messenger RNA. NCBI's taxonomy places the organism in Eukaryota, Viridiplantae, Streptophyta, Magnoliopsida, Rosales, Rosaceae. The record is from RefSeq and is a predicted model, not a curated record.
AAAUAAUAAUAUUCUUCCAGUCUGUCUGUUCAUUUAGUUAUAGACCGAAAAGAGUUUUGUGUUAUUCUCUUCGAUCGCCAAAUUACACAAGCAGCGAUAAUGGCUUCCCACCUAUUGAGGCGCGCCCUCGGAAGCCGCUCGACCCAGUUUCUCUCCGGCGCCGCGAAUCCUAGCCCUAGCCUGCUAUCUUCUUCAUCACCAUCAUCACAGGCAGCUAGGGUUUUCUCGUCUGAUUCCACUCCGAUCCGUGCCACUCUCUUCCCCGGCGACGGUAUCGGCCCCGAGAUCGCCGAGUCCGUCAAACAGGUAUUCAGAGAAGCUGAAGUGCCAAUUGAAUGGGAAGAGCAUUACGUUGGGGACCAAAUUGAUCCUAGAACUCAGAGUUUUCUAACAUGGGAAAGUUUAGAAUCGGUACGAAAGAACCGGGUAGGCUUGAAAGGGCCAAUGGCCACACCAAUUGGGAAAGGUCAUCGUUCAUUGAACCUUACUCUGAGGAAAGAACUUAAUUUGUAUGCAAAUGUCAGGCCUUGUUACAGCCUUCCUGGAUAUAAAACUCGAUAUGAUGAUGUCAAUCUUAUCACUAUUCGUGAAAAUACAGAAGGGGAGUAUAGUGGACUUGAACAUCAAGUGGUGCGAGGUGUUGUUGAGAGCCUCAAGAUCAUAACCCGUCAGGCAAGCUUGAGGGUGGCUGAGUAUGCUUUCCAUUAUGCCAAAACCCAUGGAAGAGAGAGAGUGUCUGCGAUACACAAAGCAAACAUUAUGCAGAAAACUGAUGGUCUUUUUCUUAAGUGUUGUCGUGAGGUUGCAGAGAAGUACCCUGACAUAAAAUACGAGGAAGUCGUCAUUGAUAAUUGCUGUAUGAUGCUUGUGAAGAAUCCAGCACUUUUUGAUGUGCUAGUCAUGCCUAACCUCUAUGGUGAUAUUAUUAGUGACCUUUGUGCUGGGUUGAUAGGGGGUUUGGGAUUAACACCGAGUUGCAACAUUGGUGAGGGAGGCAUUGCCCUUGCUGAAGCUGUACAUGGUUCAGCACCUGAUAUUGCUGGAAAGAACUUGGCAAAUCCAACUGCUCUGCUUCUAAGUUCUGUUACAAUGCUACGCCAUUUGGAGCUCCAUGAUAAAGCUGAUCGGAUCCAAAAUGCAAUCCUCAGCACAAUUGCCGAGGGGAAGUUCCGAACAGCUGACCUUGGUGGCGCAUCGUCAACUUCCGACUUUACGAAGGCAAUCUGCGAUCAUCUUUGAGAGGAUGAUGCUUAGUAGGAUUUGGGAUUUUUGGAUUCGUAGUCAACAGAUUAUUGCGACUCCUUUUGGAGUCAUGUUUUCAAACUUUUUUUUCUCGUUUCUUCAGUUGUUUCUGAAGGGGAAUAAUAUCACUUCACUUGGAUGAUUACAAGAUUUUUGUCCCGUCAUGGAGAGGUUUGAAGGGCAAAAAGUGGAGAAACUAACAUAUUCACAUAUUUACAUAUUCAUCUUCCUAUGCAAUAUUUUUCAAAAUAAA